Messenger RNA from Rhododendron vialii, 2125 nucleotides. RefSeq lists its product as uncharacterized. Lineage: Eukaryota; Viridiplantae; Streptophyta; Magnoliopsida; Ericales; Ericaceae. Bases 1 to 1902 code for a protein of 633 amino acids. The record is from RefSeq and is a predicted model, not a curated record. Gene Ontology annotation, molecular function: DNA-binding transcription factor activity; protein binding. The transcript is spliced from 9 exons.
AUGGAAAUAUGGGCGGAAGAAGGUGAACAGGAUUCUGAGCGGAGGGAUGGUCCUGGUGACGAAAUCGGCUCGGAUUCAACCCUGGAGUGCAUUAGAAACUUCCCCAUGUACUCGCCUCCGAGAUCGCUCACCGACUGGCGCGCCGACCAAGUGCAGUCCCCGCUGCUGGACUUAUGCGGCCUUCAGUUCGGAUAUGAGGCUUACUUGCCACUGGCUACCACCACCGUGUGCAAUAUUAAAGCAUCUAUUGGUUUUCCAAAAUUGAAGCGGCUCAAGCGCUCUUCUUUAUGGGAGUGGCCCUUGGGGGAUUUAUUGGAGUGGCUCGCGGGGGAUUCCGGUUUCUUAAAAAACGAAUUUUUAGAAAAGAAAGGUAAUUUGUCGGACAACGUAAAAGAUUCUAUCUCUGUGCAGUCUGUUGGUUGUAUGUCUUUGUAUAAGCAUGGAUGCUUCAUGUAUAGGUCCUCCUUUUUGUUCUUUUUUCUGGUUGUCAUGGCUUUGGAGUUCCUUGUUUACCUCAAUUUCACAAAAGUAUCUGACAGUGGCCUAUCAUGUUUCAGAUCAAUAGACAAACCGAUCAAUGCUCAGGCUCUCAUCCAUUCUGCACUUUACUCCCAGCCGUGCAAACUUAACUUUUUUGGGUCACAAGCCACUGGAAUAUACCUUACAGUUCAAUGCUUCAUAGAGAAAGAGAGCAAUGCUCAGGGGUUUUUUCUAGAAGGAAGAUAUGUCGAAGCCUACCAUCGUUCAGACAUCAAGUACUUUUAUCAAUCCAUCAAAAAGUUCAUGCGUUGGCUAGAUUCAUCAGAAGAAAAGAUGUUUGGGGGAUUAGGAGUUAAAUACAUUGAACAAAAGGUUGAAAGUGCAGAAAAGAGUUGCAUUACUAUAUCUCAUUUGAAAGGAAAAAGUACUACUGAGAGACCAAAGAGGAAGUAUAGGACUGCGUAUUUGAUUACUUUAGAUGAUCUCUGCCAACUUUUUGGCCAUAAACGUGCAGACGCUGCAAAGACCCUUGGCGGUUGCUGGAUUGGUGCUGAAAUGAACCAUAUAGUUCAGUUCUUGAAAGUGGAAGAGAGUAAUGCUCAGGGGUAUUCUCUAGAAGGAAGAUGUGUUAAAGCCAACAAUGUUAUGGACGAGAAACUCAAUUCAGGGGUUCAAUACAACCAAACGUUCGAGCGUCGGCCUGGCGUGGAGAUUAUUCAGCUAGAUUCAUCCGAAGAACGAAUAUUUGGGGAAUUAGGUGCUAAGAACAUUGGACAAAAAGUUGAAAGUGCAGAAAAGAGUUGCACCGCUAUAUCGGAUUCAAAGAAGAAAAAUACAAUUGAGACACCAAAGAGAAAGUAUAGGACUAAGCGUUCGAUUACUUUAGAUGAUCUCCGAUCACUUUUUCGCCAGAAACGUGCAGACGCUGCAAAGACCCUCAGUGUUAGCGUAUCUACAUUUAAACGCUACUGUAGGCAGAAUAAAAUCACACGGUGGAAUGGUGAUGGAUGCUCUAUCGUUGAGCCGAUGCUUGUAAAUAAUUCCGUUCAACAAAAUUCAUCAGGCUCUAAACCCCCUGAAGUACAGGGAGAAAAGGAGAUAUCGGCUCUUUUGGGUGCAAGACAAGAUGCUGUGAUCAUAAAGGCAAAAUAUGGAGAUGGUAUUUUGAAAUUUCAGCUUUCUUCGGAAUCUGGUUUUCCAGAGUUACAGGAAGCAGUGGCAAAAAGACUGAAGUCACAGGCCUUCAUUGUCGAGUAUGAGGAUGAGGAUCAAGAGCCGAUAAUGAUUACCUGUGAUGAAGACUGGCAGGCAUGUGUGAAAUUUUUUGGCAAUCAAGGGAUCCGACUAGCAAUCAGAGAGAAGAUUUCCAAUUCUAAGAAAUCCCGCGGAAGUGGCAGAGGACUGAAGAGGAAAAUGUCAUAGACAUGAUCUACGUUCAGCUCGAAACUUUCUCGAUUUAGAUUUAAAAUAGCCAGGUCAAAUUCGUGUUUAGGAUUUUGAUUGUUUAUCACUUUUUUCUGAACCGGUCUCUUAAGUGAUUGAGCAGAUUAGUAUAAAUUAAGCUACUCAGGCUUGACUUUCUGUACGACACUAGUUUGUACAACGAUAGUUUGGAGUGUGUUGCAGUAUAGGUUGAUCAACCUAA